GCAAGUAACUAGUAAGCAUAAUCGAAUAGUUACUUGUUUAAGUUUUGCUGGGUCACUAUGGAUCAUAAGCUUUUUGUUAGGGUUCUGCUUGUAAGUCUCUCUCUUCUUCCAUUUAUGUCUAUGGUGGCUAAUGGUGACAGCACCAUAUCAUCUUGUAGCCAAACACCAUAUCCUCAAAUAUGUAAUUCCUUCGUUACCUCUAGUCCUCUAGUCACCACCAAAGGUUUUCGUGAUUUAGCUCUCACUGUCACCAUGAACCAAGCUCAACUAGCCCAUAAUCACAUUUCAGCUAUGGACUUGAGCUCUUUCGACGAGCCAGCCAAGGCAGCACAUGCCGACUGUGCGGAGCUUUACAAUGACACGGUUAGCAAGCUUAAUCGUGUAUUGUUGUCUAACAGUUGGGAAGAUACUCAAACAUGGCUUAGUGCAGCAGUUGCCAAUCACCAGACUUGCCUCAAUGGGUUUACGGAGCUCAACAAAGCUUCAUUUAUGUCUUCCUUACCUUCCAUGUUAAGUGACUUCUCAAAGUUGCUGAGUAACUCUCUAGCUGUGAACAAACAGGCAGCUUCAGCAAUGUCUGGUAAACCAGGCGGUGCUAGACGCUUGCUUUCUGAUGGGUUCCCUUCAUGGGUUUCUGUUGCUGAUAGAAAGCUUCUCCAGUCAACAAUAGCAGCUUCACAAGCUAAUAUAGUGGUGGCCGCUGAUGGGUCUGGUAAUUACAAGACCAUCUCUGAAGCUCUAACUGCUUCAUCCAAGCUAAGGAGUGGGACUUCAAGAUUUGUUAUAUAUGUGAAGAAGGGUACCUACCAAGAGAACGUACAGGUUACCAAGUCAAUGAAGAAUAUAAUGCUAAUAGGAGAUGGGAUUGGUGCUACCAUCGUUACUGGCAGUAAGAACGUCCAAGAUGGUUCCACAACUUUCAGUUCGGCCACCGUUGCUGCGGUGGGUGACGGCUUCAUCGCCAAGGCCAUGACCUUCCAAAACACAGCCGGACCUCAGAAGCACCAAGCGGUUGCAUUCCGUUCAGGCUCAGACCUUUCAGUUUUCUAUCAGUGCAGCUUCCAAGGAUACCAAGACACCUUAUAUGUCUAUUCCCAACGCCAGUUCUACCGUAACUGUGACAUCUAUGGCACAGUAGAUUUCAUCUUUGGAGAUGCUGCUGUCGUGUUCCAAAACUGCAACAUCUAUGUGAGAAAACCCAUGAGCAACCAACAGAACACCGUGACGGCUCAAGGGCGAUCUGAUCCGAAUGAGAACACCGGAAUAUCGAUCCAUGAUUGCACAAUUACAGCUGCUUCUGACUUGAAAGCAGUACAGAGUUCAUUUAAGACUUACUUGGGUCGUCCAUGGAAGGAAUACUCAAGGACUGUUGUCAUGAAGACUUCUCUUGAUAGCUUGAUCGAUUCUGCGGGGUGGCUUGAAUGGAGUGGCAAUUUUGCUCUAAGCACUCUUUACUAUGGAGAAUACGCAAAUACCGGUUCGGGGUCCAGCACAAGUGGUCGAGUGAAGUGGACGGGCUAUCAUAUCAUGAGCACCUCCGAUGCCCAGAAGUUCACAGUGGCAAACUUCUUGGGUGGUGGUUCUUGGAUUGGAGCCGCCGGAGUCCCAUACACUUCUGGGCUAUAAGCCCACAUUAACCCUUCAAAGGGCUAAUUCUAAAUUAUUUGGUUUAUUAGUAUUAUGUUUACAUAAUUCAUACGUUUCAUGCAAUUGUAAUUUACUUGUAUUGAAUUUGUCAUAUGGUUUGUGUCCAAUUCGUUGUGUAGAGUUAGGCAAAAAAUAUGAUGCCUUUGUUUAUUUUUUAUUAUUAUUAUUUUUUUUUUCCAAUUUGAGUAUGUAUGCAACACAUACAAUUGUUUUAUAGCCAAAGGAAAAUAAAGGCUUAAAUAUAAUUCAAUUUCUAUU
Molecule: messenger RNA, 1905 nt
Organism: Macadamia integrifolia
Lineage: Eukaryota; Viridiplantae; Streptophyta; Magnoliopsida; Proteales; Proteaceae
Product: pectinesterase-like
Exons: 2
Coding region: 58-1626 (522 amino acids)
Biological process (GO): cell wall modification
Molecular function (GO): pectinesterase activity; pectinesterase inhibitor activity
Source: RefSeq, a predicted model, not a curated record